AUUGAUCCAGCCUGCCCAGACCCCUCUGCAGAGCCUUCCUACCCUCCAGUAGAUCAAAACUUCUGCUCAGCUCGUAUAUGUAAACCGAGGGUGUUGGUCUCCUCAGUCAGAUCAUGAAUAAAGUUAUUAAACGUGCCUGACCCCAACACUGAACUCUGAGGAAUGCCACUGGUAACCAGCUGGAUGUAGCUCCAUUCACCAACUCUCCCUAAGCCUGGCCAUCUGGGCAGGUUUUUUACACAGUGAAGAGCACACCUGUCCAAACCAUGAGCAGUAGUUUCUCCAGAAUGCUGUGGGAAAUGACACCAAAAGCUUUACUGAUGUCCAGGCAGACACAUCCACAGCCUUUCCUGCAUCCACUAGGUGGGUCACCCUGUCACAGAGGAACAAGUCAGUCAAUCAGGACCUGCCUUUAAUAAAGUCAUUCUAUGUGGACCUGAUUACCUGUAUGAGCUGUGUGAGGCUGUGAGGAUACUCAAGAUUAUUUGCUUCAUAUCCAAAAUAAACCUUCCCUGUCACAACUUUGAGGCCAUUUCCUUUUGUCCCAUCAUUUGUUACCUGUGAGAUUGGCCCCCACCUCAUUCCAGCCUCCUUUUAAGUAGCUCUAAAGAGCAAUAAGCUCCUUCCUGUUCCUUCUUUUCUCCAGACUGAACACCCUCAGCUGCUCCUCCUCAGACUUGUCUUUCAGAUGCUUCACCAGCUUCCCUGUCUUUCCCUGGACAUGCUGCAGCACCUCAAUGUCUGCUUUAGAAAGACGGCCCCAAACCCAAGCCCAGCACUUGAGACACGGCCUCACCACUGCCAAGUACAGCAGCACAGUCACUGUCCUCAUCCUGCUGGCCACACUGCUGCUGAUACAGGCCCGGAUGCCACUGGCCCUCAAACCGGCUCAUGUUCAGCCAUCUGCGCUCCCUCUGACGCAGUGCUUUCAAGUCCCUUACGCUUAUUCUUCCAGCACAGUUCCUGUACUUUCAGAGAUUCCCUUUUCUGACCUGCCCCUCGAAUCCCCCAUCCCACCGCCUCACAACCAUCAGUUUCGGGGACGGGCUGGGAGCGCAGCUCCCCCCGCUCCCGCCAGUUGCUGGGACGGGGAGGGAAGGCCUCACUCAGCGCAGCGGUGCCCGAGGCCGGAGCCCCACACCCCGGAGCAGCGCCGCCGAAGCCGGGGCGCAGAACCAGCCGCGGCCCCGCCGCCUCUUUCCCUCGGACAACCCCCGCCCGCCGGCGGCUCCGCCCUGCGCCUUCCCGCGGGGGUGACGCCGCCGCCCCGCGCCGCGGAGGCGGGACCGGGCACGGCGGGCGUUCGUUCAAGGAUUAUGUUAUGCUAGAUGAGAGGAGUGUUCUUCAUCAGUGACUUGGACUGUUUCAAGCAUUUUUAUGUGCUCAGGAAUUAAGAUGGAUGAAAUGUUUCAUUGGUCAUAGCAGCAACAGGACGUAUAAGGUGGAAGUGACUGUAUACUACUGAAAAAUGUUGACUUCAGAGGUGUGGGAACUGAAGUGUUCUGUUCUGCAAAGGCACCAAAAGGUUUUCUGUGCUGCUCUUCAGCUUUAAUGUGGAGGAGACACCUGUAAGAAUGAACAUUGUCGUAACUGUUAAAGGGCAUAAUGCAGAAUCCGUUAACAGUUUCUGCAGGUGGUGUUUUUUUGCAUGCUAAUCCUGCAGAGAAACAUUGUGUCCAACAAAGUAUGCUGGGUCAGCAAAAGCAAGAAACUUGUGCUGGAAAGACAGUAUCCACAGAUAAACAGAAAUCCCCUCCGGAUAUAAUACAAAGUUUUCAGAAGAAAAGUCAGUUUAGGACCAUUGCUCCAAAAAUGGUACCAAAAAUUUUAACACCUGGAGUAGUUUCUUGCCUUCAGUCAUCUUUGCCUGAGCCGGUGACACCAAUUUCAGCUUCAGGUUCUAAGCCCCUGGUGGUGCCAGCUCAGAACUACGCUGUCAUGCAGGUGGCUGCUCACGAGGGCAUGUUUUCCCUGUUGGCUGUGCCCUGUGUUGCACCUGCCCUAACACAGCAAGUUCAGCAGUCAACUGUGGCCCCCUCUGAAAACCUAAAGGUGCCCAUCCCCAGGUACCAAUCUGUAAGAAAUAAACUGCUGAGUGACAAAAAACUGGUACAAAUCUCUGGUUUAAGUGCACAUAACAAGAUUCCUACCAAAGCACUGAUCUCAUCACAGACUUCCCCCAUGACUGCUCUACCUGAGGACUCUCCUGAAGCCCAUUCUAGCUCAGAUUCAGCUGAACAAGGGUUGAUAGCAGACUGUGACUCAGCUGAAAUUGGAGCUGCCACAUUAGUAAAUAAAAGCAACUGUGUGGAAUCUGGAUCUCUUUUAAUGAGCAAAACUGAAAUUGCUAGCAAUAAUAUUUCUGGACCAUCUGUAGUUGAAAACUCUCUAUCCAAGCUAGCAAGUACAACUAAUCCCAUGAAACUAAAUCUACACUCUGUGAAGACAGCAUCGGAAACCACAAGAGAGUCACUCCUGACAUCUGAGAAACUAAAGGAAAAACCCACAAAUUCUACAAAUCCUGUUGCUGUCUUGCCACCAGCGGUUUUUGGCAGUACAAUUCAGAUGACUCCAUCAGCACCAAAAGGAAAACUUCCUAUUUUGCCUUACUUGAGAAUGAAAAACUCAGUGUUCUGUAAAUCUAAGCAGAAUACUAAUGGUAUGGACAUACCUGGUCAUUCACUAAAAUCUGAAUGUGAAAAGAUACCAUCUUUGAUGAAAACUAAAGCCUUUGAUAAGCAAUUAGGUGUGUCAUUUACACAAGUCCCCAAACAAACCAUCCAAGAAAAUACCUUCUCUCCAUCCAGCAAUGUGGAUGAUGUUGACAGUCUUAAAAAAAUGAACAGUGCAACCUUUAAAAGAAGAGGCAGGAAAAAAAGAGCCCCAGAAGAUUUAUUGGCUUUUCAGGUCAAGCGAAGGAAGUGCAUCAUUAAUAAGUUUCGAGAAGGAAGAGAGAGGGCAAAGGUUGAGAUUCAGACACCUGAAGACAAUAAAGCAGAACCAGUGAAAAAAUACCGCAGUAUCAGACCAAAACCAGUGGUAGUUGUGCAGGGGCUCACACCGCUGGCUCCUGCAGCAGUUGCAGAGACGUCUCAUGAACCAUUUUUAAAUGGUUCACUUGCCAAUGCAUGCUUAAGUUCCAAGCACAGUGAUGCUACAUCAGCUAAAUCGAGUGAUCCAAGUAGAAAUGGGUGUUCAGCUGUCCCUAAGCUGCUGCACAGGUGUCAUGUUUGUAACCGUGCGUUCCAGUUCAAGCACCAUCUCCAGGACCACAUGAACACGCACACGAGCAGGCGGCCCUACAGCUGCAGGAUCUGCAGGAAGACAUACAUCUAUUCUGGGAGGCUGAGCACCCAUAUGAAGCUUCAUCACAACGAAGGCAAACCCAAAAAGCUGGUGUGCUGUGAAUUCUGUGCUAAAGUUUUUGGCCAUGCGAAAGUGUACUUUGGCCACCUCAGAGAAGUCCACAGGGUUGUUAUCAGCACAGAGCCCUCCACUAGCGAGCAACAGACACAAGAUACUUUAAAGAAGAGAGACAGGAACAUGAAAGAGGCAGAAGAAGCUACAGAGAGGGGAAAUAACUGCAAUUUUGAGGACCUAUUCCAUAACCCAGGAGAAGUGAAAUUACAGGUCAAAUGUGGUCGAUGCCAGUUUAUUGCAGAGUCCUUUGGUGAAAUGAAGUUUCACUUACUGUGCUGUCAUGGAGAAGAGAUUCAGGGAAGAGUGAAGGAAGGGGUUUUGCAUGGAAACAGAGGAACAAAGGGGGAACUGGUCAAACAUACAACCCACGUGUGGAAACAGCACAAUGAGAGAAAACGUUUAGCAAAGUGCAGUGCCCGUGAGGAGGAGCUGUAUGCUAUUCCAAAACCUAAGAGACAGAUAUACUUGCACCAUCAAAAUAAUGUCAAUAUUUUACCUAAAAGUGAACUAACUCAGUCAGGAAGUAAUGAAGCCUCCAAGGUGCAAAAUGUGGAGUUUGGUACACCAAGGAGAAAAGUAGAAUUUUGGUCUAAAGCAGGCUAUAACUGCAUUUUGUGCAAACAGAUUUUUGGAAGAAAAGAAGAUCUUUGUAGUCAUUGGCAGAGUCAUCAUAAUUGUGAAGACCCUUCCACUUUAUUGACGAUUUUUACAUUGGUAUCAAAACAAGGAAUUAUUGAACUUUCUGAUAAUGGUGAAUAAUGAAGCUCAACUCUACAAUGCUGUGAAAAACAUUAACUACCUUACCAAAUGUUUUUUUCACUCUCUUGCUAAACUAAUUCAACAGAUGUAUCACUUCACAGGUUUGUUAGUUGGGUUUGUUGGGGAUUUUUUUUUAACCAUACUAACCCUUAUUUUGGUGACUAGAAAUGUGUUUAUUCCGUAUCAUUCCAGAUGGGUAUAUGGAACCUGGUUAUAAAUCCUUGUACUUAAAAUCCUUCAGGAACUUUAUAACAGCAAAUACUCAAUUCUAAUGGUUAACCUCAAGGAAAUAUAUUUGUGAGUUAAACUAAACUGUACACACAGAAAUAAGCCAAUUAAUAUGAAGUAAACUCAGUCUUAAAUGAAAUUACAAACCUGACUGGAAGUCUGGUCCCAACUAUGCGUCCAGAUUUUGUGGUAAAUGCAUAUUUCCAUGCAAUUCUCUUGAUCAUUUAAAUGUGUGUACAUGCAGCCAGCACUCAAGAGCUUUAUAGUCUAUAAUUGAAGAAUUUCUAAUUCUUGUUUUCUUCAUUUCAGUGCAUUGCUUGCAGGUGUUUUUGGUGUUCAGUUCUGUCCUGGUAACAGCAAAGGUCUUUGUAUUUUAGAAGUAAAAACUCUCCAUGUAUUUAUUUGCCUGUAGCUUUUUGGGUUGAAGAUGAGUUGCCACCUAUUAAGAUGGAGCCCAGCACAUCACCAAGGGGGCAGGUCCUGUCAGGCUGUAAAGGAGUAGAGUUCUGGAACUUGGUUUUGAUGAAAAGGUUAUUGAAACCAUUAAAUCCAAUUUGAAAUUGGUGUUUAAACUGCUUAAAGCCUUAUGUUCCUCUGAAUUAUUUUGGGAGCAAUAAUGGAGGCAAGUCUAAGAAAUCACCACAUCACUCUCCAACAGAAGUCAGAGCAUGUCAGAGAGCAAGCUGAAAAAUACAGCAGUACUGUGCCUACAGUACUACUCUAUUCAUUCCUUCUUGUGGUCUGCUGUAAUUGAGGCAUUGCAAUGAUAAAAGAGUCAUUCCUAAAAAUGGUCUUGGUUGCUUCUCACUGUUUUGCAAAAAUUGUGGUGAUGAAAAAUGAGAAGUGGUCUAAAAAUGUUGGGCUUUCUGAGUGGGAUUGCACAAGCUGUUGCAGUAUUUUGUGUAUGUGUUUUGUUUUUAAACAGUAAAGGCAAUUUUGAUGACCUAA
Prinia subflava (tawny-flanked prinia) is the source of this 5355-nucleotide messenger RNA. It is a transcript of the gene ZNF438, whose product is annotated as zinc finger protein 438. Gene Ontology annotation, cellular component: nucleus. Gene Ontology annotation, molecular function: DNA-binding transcription factor activity, RNA polymerase II-specific; sequence-specific DNA binding. Lineage: Eukaryota; Metazoa; Chordata; Aves; Passeriformes; Cisticolidae. The record is from RefSeq and is a predicted model, not a curated record. The coding region runs from base 1606 to 4179 and encodes 857 amino acids. Gene Ontology annotation, biological process: regulation of transcription by RNA polymerase II. The transcript has 8 exons.